AUGAACUUUUUCGUCGCCAUUGGUAUAUACUUGGCGGUCGUAGGCUUCGGAAUGGCGGUGUUCUUGCUCGGUAAAUCAGAUGGCAACAGCGUCUUCGACAAAGUGUAUCAAGCUGCCACUGAAUAUGUACCCAAUGCACUCAAGUUUAUUCUGCGCAUUCUUUGCUGCGGGUCUGAACGCGGCGGUGUCGCCCUCGAUUCGGCUUGGAACUACACUUGCAAUGAGGCCAACCCUAUAGUCCAGAUAGUUUACCUCGCCCUAGUAGUAGGAGGUUACUUCUUGUACGUUAUAUUUGGAUAUCCAUUGCUCCCUAACCUCUAUCUUGGAGGCUACCACAAAUACGUCGGCUUUCUCGUUUUUGUUCUUUGCGUCUACACCUUCGCUGGAGCGUCUAUAGCAGACCCAGGAGUCAUCACUAAACGCAAUGUCAAUGCAAUAUCGCGGAUAUACCCUAUGGACGACAUACUAUUCCACGAGAAGGAGUGUUCGACAUGCAAGCAGCCUAAGCCGGCUCGUAGCAAACACUGUUCCCUUUGCAACUCUUGUGUGGCUAGAUUCGAUCAUCACUGUGUAUGGAUAAACAACUGUGUUGGUGUCAAUAACGUGCAUUGGUUCGUCGCCUUCCUAUUAGCAAACACCGCCCUAUGUGUAUACGGUGCUGUGGUCGGCGUGAUUAGUCUCGUAGCCGUCGUCCAAGAGCGUGACCUGUGGAACGCUCGAUUCAUCAACCCCAGUACGGGGGAACAAUUCAACGCCAGCAAGCGGAUAAUUCUUCAGUGGCUGCUUACACACGAGUACAUAAUGAUUGCUAUGAUCACUCUGUGUACUAUUAUGUCUAUUGUGUUGG
Perkinsus marinus ATCC 50983 is the source of this 847-nucleotide messenger RNA. RefSeq names its product cell cycle regulator with zinc finger protein domain, putative. Gene Ontology annotation, molecular function: protein-cysteine S-palmitoyltransferase activity. Gene Ontology annotation, biological process: protein targeting to membrane; peptidyl-L-cysteine S-palmitoylation. The annotation marks the transcript as partial. The transcript is spliced from 7 exons. NCBI's taxonomy places the organism in Eukaryota, Perkinsozoa, Perkinsida, Perkinsidae. Gene Ontology annotation, cellular component: endoplasmic reticulum; Golgi apparatus. The record is from RefSeq and is a predicted model, not a curated record.